This is a messenger RNA of Momordica charantia (bitter melon), 1099 nucleotides long. It is a transcript of the gene ADK1, whose product is annotated as adenylate kinase 1. The record is from RefSeq and is a predicted model, not a curated record. Gene Ontology annotation, molecular function: ATP binding; AMP kinase activity. Gene Ontology annotation, biological process: nucleobase-containing compound metabolic process. Lineage: Eukaryota; Viridiplantae; Streptophyta; Magnoliopsida; Cucurbitales; Cucurbitaceae.
AGGCCGCCGCUGGAGUUUCAAAAGUUGGAGGGUUCGAAAGAGAGAGAGAGGUUCUCGGUCGCAGCUGUAGCUUAAAUCUCGUAAACCUCAUUGGAGGCUCCGCAAGAAGAGAGUGUAGAAGAAGAGACCGCCAUGGCCAGUAGUUCAGCGGCAACUACCUUACAAGAUGUCUCCUCCAUUGAUCUCAUGUCCGAGCUCCUCCGUCGCAUGAAAUGCGCUUCCAAGUCCGACAAGCGUCUCGUUCUCAUUGGUCCACCUGGAUCAGGAAAAGGCACCCAAUCUCCAAUCAUCAAGGAUGAUUACUGCUUGUGUCACUUGGCCACUGGUGAUAUGUUAAGAGCUGCAGUUGCUGCUAAAACUCCAUUAGGUGUUAAGGCUAAGGAGGCUAUGGAUAAGGGUGAACUUGUGUCUGAUGACUUGGUUGUUGGCAUCAUAGAUGAAGCAGUGAGAAAGCCUUCAUGUCAGAAAGGUUUCAUUCUUGAUGGAUUUCCAAGAACAGUGGUCCAAGCACAGAAGCUGGAUGAGAUGCUUGAAAAGAAGGGUGUUAAAAUUGAUAAGGUGCUUAAUUUUUCCAUUGAUGAUUCAAUCUUGGAGGAGAGGAUUACAGGGCGAUGGAUACACCCAUCCAGCGGAAGGUCUUACCACACAACAUUUGCUCCUCCAAAGGUCGCUGGUGUUGAUGAUGUCACUGGAGAACCUUUGAUUCAACGUAAGGACGAUACUGCAGCGGUUCUCAAAUCACGGCUGGAGGCUUUCCACAAGCAAACUAAGCCAGUAAUUGACUACUAUUCCAAGAAGAAAAUUGUUGCAGAUCUCCAAGCAGAGAAGCCUCCCAAACAGGUAACAGAAGAGAUUCAGAAAGUGCUCUCAUCCUAGAAACACGUCUGUUAGCUCAACAAUGGCUUAUUUUCACAGAAAACCAUUGUUUACCCUUUUUGUUUACUGAUGUUAUAUGGUCGAAUCUGCCGACUCUAUGAUAUAACUUCAUUUGUUUUACAAACCAAAGUUACCCGACUGCUAUCAACUUCUGAUUACAGAAUGAACUAAUACUACUACAAAAUAAGAAUGAUCAUUGGAAUCUAAUCACUUUCUUUGCAGA